Amoebophrya sp. A120 is the source of this 2868-nucleotide messenger RNA. Lineage: Eukaryota; Dinophyceae; Syndiniales; Amoebophryaceae. The record is from the annotation of a GenBank genome assembly.
CGACCACACCUCCUCCGCGAAUGGACAGCCACAGCCCCUCCGCAGCUCCAGCGGAAAUAAGAAAAACAAAUUUUCGCAAAAAAAAGAUGGUGGUGGUUCCAAAGACGACGACGAUGAUCCGCACAGAGGGUAUUGCAGCGUCCACCGGAAAAUGCGGUGGCACCGGCAUUUGGAGUAUGCAUUGCAAAAGUAACGUACUAGUAUAAAUUGCAUUACAAAUUAUUUUGGCAAGAAGAAAAAUGGAAUUUGUAAUGCUGUUGUACCUUAGGAGGAAGAUUCGUCAUGCGUAUUUGCAUUUAGUACGAGUGCGAUACUUUUGCACAGCAUAUGGAGCGGGAUGGGAGAGGAGGGUAUCGGUGCCGCCUAUCAAAUGCACAAAUGUCUGGGUCUGGAAGGUCGGAACUUAUGAUGCUAACUUUGGACUCCAAAAAAAUCUGUAUUGCAAGACCAGCAAGAGGGGUCUAGUUUGUGCUACACGGUGAGGGCGUUUGUCAUGCGGAGUAGGCAUCAGGAACCCCUCUAAAAAUCUGCGAUGCUAAGCCGUGCAUUACAGACAUCCUGGGUCAUGCGAAAUCUGCAUGACAAACCCGGCAAGAACAUUCCAGACCCAGAUAUUUUUGCAUUUGAUAUCGCCGUGGCGUGGCCAACUACUGCCGGGACAGCAAUGACGUUUCUCUCGAAGGCCGGGACGAUGAGUACUUACGGCGGUGGGAACUACAACAAAUUUACACAGAGUGUACUAGUACACACAGAACAAUAAAUAGUACAACGAUGUGCAACAUGGGAACAGUACUACCGCCACCGCAGCCGUUUCUUCAACAAGCACUUCCCGCGACGCUCGGUGGGCCGCCGGCGCAAAUGUACCAAUUACCUCAACAACAUCCACAGGGCGCGGCUCCGGUGUUUCAUCCGACUAAUCCCAUGAUGCCAGUCGGAGUUGUUCCACCAGCAUCUGGAACUACCUCAGUUGUGCCGCAGUCUACUACAACUGCGCAUAAUUACACCAGCAUGCCAGGAGGAGUCUCGACUGCGACUCCCAUGGGGCCGCCCGUUUCGGCGAUGUAUAAUAGCCUGUCAGUGCCACAGGCACAGCAUUUUCCAUCCGGAUUUUUUGGUGCAUCAUCUUCGCAGCCGAUGAUGGCUCCUGGAGCGGGUUCUGUUGGAGUGAUGCCCAUGCAGAUGCCGGCAGCCGGCGCAACGGGAACUGCAAUGAUGCUCCCUCAAGCACAAGCUUCUGCUACUGUGCAACAGCCUGGUGGCACCAGCUUCAUGACGGCCGAACAGAUGCACACGCAGCAACAGCAACCUGGUGCUUUCGUCGAUCAUACAGCAUCUUCGGGUUUCUCUAGUGCCAACGAUCAGGCGACAAGCAGGAGCACAACUUCUCAAGAACAUGGAACUACAGGCAGUGCGAAGAUUAUGGCCGGUGAAGGUGAUAUUGAACCAAGGACGAAAAGCAAAAAUCUGAAAAAGAAACUAACCCUCACCGAUGAGAAGCGAGCUUUGCUAGUAGAGGCUGCAAGAAAGGCUGCAAUGGAGCAGACGAAUGGAACAACGACGAAUGGUGCGCCUUCCUCGUCCUCCACUUCUAGUAGGAAAAGUAGGUUCGACAGGCCCCCGCCGGGUGGUGGUUCCUCCAACAGCGCAGCUUCAUCUUCUACUUCGGUUCAUGAUCUUCUCCGGAACAAUUCUGACAUUCUUCGCAAAGCUAGUGAAGAGGAAUUGGAGAAGCGGAAAAGGAACGCUUUGAAAGAGAAAGCAGCGGCAGAUCAUAUCCUGUGCAAAACUAUCGUACACGUAUUGCAAUCAUGCAUUACAAAUUUUUCUCUCAAGGUAAAUACGCAUUACAAAUUUUGUUUCUCAUGCUGAGGGAAUUUGUCAUGCAUUUAUACGAGUAGGAGUGCGAUACUUUUGCAGUUCAUAGAUCAUCUGAUGGAAAUACAUCGAUCUGGCACCAGCACGAAAUCCUCUGUCUUCACGGCCGUAUCACAGGAAAAAGUGUUAACGUUAACGGAAUUUGUGAUGCAGGAGCGCAUCAGAAAAGGUGCGUGAAUUUGUAUUGCAUAGCAAGCCCUCUAGGCAAAAUUUGUCAUGCAUAGCUGCAAUUCAUUUCUAUGAGUUGUCCUUGUCAGCCGUUAACGUUAUACAGCACUUUUUUGUUUGAUAAGCCGACCCCUCCGUGCAGACUAAUUUUCCGAAGGGUAUUUGCACAUUCGACAUCCCCUUCAGCAAUCGUGGGGAAGAACAGCGGAAGUGUCACGUCUGCUCGAAGGUUAUCCUGUGCAAAAGUAUCGUACUCGUUGUACUAAUCGCAGUCAUGCAUUACAAAUCUCCUUGUUAACCUAAAUCCGCAUUACAAGUUCCAUUUUUCAUGCUGUGAGAAUUUGUCAUGCGAUUUCUACUAGUGCGAUACUUUGGCAGUUCAUGAAGAUGAAGGUUUGUUCAUUCGAGAUAACAGAAUUACCGAAAUGCGCGGAGUGCUUCAGACGGGUUUGUGACAAUCCGGCUUGCCAUAUGACAGUGCACAACUCCCCCUCCCCCACAUUUGCAUAGCAGGAGCAGCAAUACAAGCACCGGCAAGAAUGUCGGUUUUGCAUGACAAAUUUGCACUGGAUUGUAGUGCUAUUCGGGCUGCCAGAACUUGUCAUGCAAACAGUGCUAAGAGGCACAGCCUGGAUUGGGUAUUUUGCAUGACAAAUGAGGGGGAGGGAGAGCUGUGCACUGUGAUAUGCCAAGAAAAACAUGUCGCGAAGUGCGGGCUUGCCCGAGCGGAAAAACGAAAGAAGGACGAGGAGCAAGGAGCAGCAGCUGGUGGUGCUUGUUCUGCAGGCUCGGGUAGUUCAUCUGCUGUUUCGUCUUCUACUUCCG